CGGUUAUGUGUCCUGGCUGCCAGUCUCACUGGUCAUGUUGUCGUUUGGGAACCAACGAAUCGGCACGUAGGCUCGUCGCUGCUUGUUAAAAAGCUGGAAAAAGAUGUGUCCACUAGUUGCACCUGGAUGCCUCCCGACUGUGACUCUACAAUUCUUCUUGGUGUUGUCGGUUUUAAAAGCGGUGAUGUUUGCUCUUUUUCUUAUGGUUGCUCUGACAUAUCAAGUGAUGCAUCCUUGAAUGUGCUGUUUCGCAUACAUGCUCACGACUUCGACAUCUGUAGUCUUGUUCCAGUCCAAUUUUUUGAAGAUGGUAUUUGCUACUUGGCAACGUCCGGACGUGACUCCUACGUCAAGGUUUGGUCAAUGACUGAUGCCAAAUGUAAAUACACCAACCGCUUUCGAUUCCACCAAAAAGGAAGCGGGAAUCCACAGGAAUCAACUGUACAAUGUAAAGCCUGGAUCUCUCUGGCUGCCACCGGCGAAUCGUCUAGUUCUCCUCCGUCAACUCCCCGUUUACUCGCAUUUGAUCCUAAAGGAGGCUUCUAUACCAUUAAUAGCAUUGAGAAACCGAAGCUAUGUGAAUCUCCUUCCAGUUCGCAACACCAUUCCAGUGUUGUUUUUUCUCUACUUGCAGUCCCCCAGUCGCCAAAACUCUUUGUAUCUUUUGGUAUGGAUUCACAAAUCAUUGUCUGGAAGUGCGAACACAAUGACUGGCACACUCUGCGGCCUGUCGCGAGUCAUGUGUGUAUGUCCUCAAAAAUUUCCUCGAUAAGCCAGGGAUUUGGUGCCUGUAGUCCCCUUGCUGUGGGGCUCUCGGAGGGUUGUGUCUUGCUUCUUAGGAAUGUGGCACCACCUGCACCGAAUUCUCCGAUUUCAAUGACCCGAUUGUCACCCCUUCCACCAUCUGGAAACGCUAUUGGCAUAACAGCGUUGGCAUGGCAUCCAGACCCCCAAUUUGAGAAUCUCUUAGCGAUCGGUAGCAGCAAAGGACAUGUGGAUGUAGUUGAUGUUACCAGACCACAAAAACGUGGACGAACUUUUAACCUGUUGGAGGGUUGUGUCUACCGUGUCGUUUGGGGUCCGCGCUUGUUUAAUGCUUCAAAAGAGGAGGGUGAAGAAAUUGUAACCGAAGAUUCUUCACGUCUGUUUGUCUACGCCAUUUGCAAGGGUUCCGUCUUUUUAUUACUCUCGUCAAAUAAGCCACUCGUAAAUCUUGGAUCAAUGUUUACUACACUAUUGACUCAUUCAUCUGACGUGAAGUUGGCUGAUAUUGCUUUCCGUCAGCUUGGUGAGGAAUCUACGUACUCCUGGUUAAUCGGUUUGGGUAGUGUCAAUGGAGCAGUUAAUCUCUUUGGUCUUUCUCGAAGAAAGGAAUCGAUUAUACCUCUUUCUCGUGUUUUUAUCCACAAAAAGUGCAUUAAUUCUAUGGCUUGGUCACGCCAUCCUGAUAAGUAUCUACUGGCUGUCGGGUCCAAUCAUCCAUUUAUAACCAUUAUCGACGCGACAGACAGUGCAAUGCAGGAAUCCCCUAUGGAGACUCCCACUCAACUGACUAAUUGCCUGGCAACGCUGGAGGGCCAUGGUAACCGUAUCACCGGACUUGAUUGGUCUCCACAUGAUCACGACCUGGUACUUUCAGGGUCAUUUGAUUGCACUGCUACUGUUUGGCGAGUAGGAUUGGGUACUUCAGCUCCGAUUGCCAGCUACCGGAACCACUUUUCCCGUAUAUUUGCCUGUGCCUGGUCUUCUAACCUCCCAGAUUUUGUCUUUACGGGCGAGGAAUUCGGGUAUCUUGUUGGGUGGCAUCCUAGCGCUCAGGAUGCUAAAGCUCCACCUUCUUCCCGCAAGCAUCGCCAGCCCGGGCCAUUAAUUCCAACUAAUGAGCUCGACGAAGUGCAAGUGGUAUUUGAUGAAAAACCACAAGAACCAAUUUUAACCAUUUCGGAAAAGCAAAAUAGGUUUGACGCCUCUUCAUCGAAAAAGCUAUCUCUUCUCCCAAGCCUCUUCACCACCCCAAGUGCCACCAGUUGCUCGAUCCCCGUACUUACAAAUGCGCCUCCGAUCCGGAUACAAUCUCGCUUCUCCAUAGUCAUAGAUUUUGUCUCCUUUAUUAAGGGCAUAUCCAUUCCCGUAGACCGGAUCAUGCCUGAAUUUGAUCUCCUGCACGCCAGUUCAUGUGGUGAAGGAAGAAGACGACUGAUUCAGUUCGUUGAAAAUGAGGCUUUGCGGCAUUUUUCUGCAACUAGUAGUGGGGCAAAUAGACAAUCUCGGUUGGACGCCUACUUAAGCCUCUUACUUUGGCUAGGAAGGGCUGAUGUGGUGGCCGAGAGCUGUGUAGAGACUCAGCACAUGCCAUUUUGGUUGAUGUGGGCACUGGAACUUAUGCUCAAGGGAAGUACCUCACGUUCCAACAUUGGGUGCCUUGUCGAAGGCGAUUCUGUGAAGACUGAUAUUGAGGCAGAUGAUUUUCUUCAGCACAAGGUUCUUCAGUUACGUGACGUUUGCAACGAGUAUAACAGAGCCGCAACACUCUUAGUUUCUGCCGGCCGGACAGCUUACGCAGUCCGUCUUCUCCUGAGUCGUGGCCGGGCCAAGGAGGCUCUCCUCCUCUUCCGUUUGCGUCUCAGUCCCUCAGCGAAUCCAACUCUCCUACUUGAUUGUCUUCAUCUUCUAGCUGAACGCCUGUCACACACUGGGUUGCCGAAUUCAGCCCUUGCUUUUCUCGCCGCCGGACAAUUCGAUCGAGCUGCUGACUCGGUCCGCUCCGCUGUCUCCUCCUCCGAUCCACCACUCGACCACAUUGUUUCACUAUGGACCAGCUCCUUUAUCCUGCCGGAUGAUGAGCUAAUUGACUUUAAGCUCGCGUACUACUGUGUCAUUUACGCAACAAAUAUGACCAUUGAAGAUGAGCGCAAGCAAUUCUUAAUUCAGUGGAAGGCGGUCUUACGCGAAGGGUCAAUAUCCGAGUAUCUACUGAACUGUGCCGCGUUCUUGCUUCUGACGGAGUGGUCGGGAGUCGUCACCCUGCCCAAACAACAGCUAGCACAAAUCGCAAGGGAUCGGCAGCCGAGUCUUGAUGAGACGUUCUGUGUAACGAACGUCGUGGUCGAUUUUGGUGUCGCUUGCCUAACCGACGCAUCCGCACCCCUAGAGAAGUCGCUGGAAACUUUACGAGAAUAUCAUCCAACAACACACACCACCCUACUUGAGAGACUAACUUUGAAGAAAGAAAGGUCCUCUAUUCCCUUUGCAUUUACAAAGAUUUGCACAAUUAUUCAAAAAUAA
Molecule: messenger RNA, 3285 nt
Organism: Mesocestoides corti
Lineage: Eukaryota; Metazoa; Platyhelminthes; Cestoda; Cyclophyllidea; Mesocestoididae
Source: the annotation of a GenBank genome assembly